AUGAUGAACACAUCGGUUGAACCUUGCGAUGAUUUCUAUGAAUAUGUUUGUGGAAACUAUAACUUAGAGGAAAUUCUAUUGGUGAGCGAAUAUACGCGUCGAGAUUUGGAGGGUCUUGAAAAAUAUUUGAAAACUUAUCAACCAGAAUCAAGCAAUCAAAAAGUUGCGAUAUCAAUGCUUAAAAAAUGUGUAGAUGACAAAAAUACUGAUGUCAAUAGUUUCAUGACUGAUUUCUGGGCAGAUUCGACAAAAGAUCUAACAAAGUUUAUCAUUGAGGUAACAAAAAUAAAUUCAGCUACUGGUGGAUUCUUCAAAAUUUAUACAUGGCCAGCAGAAUACAAUGGGACAAAAUAUGCUAAAACUUUUCUUACUGCAGGAGAUGUGAGAAAAACUGUAACUAUUUUAAAACUUUUUUUUUUUCUUAUUUUUAGAUAUCAUUUGAUCAAAUGAAACCUUGGAAAGAAGUGGCUGAUGAAAUCAAAUUCAUGAAUUUGACAGAAUUUGUCUACCAGCUUUUACCUGAAGACCUACGAAGUCUAGAUGUCUUGGAUAACUCGUUAUAUGUGGUUGAUUCAUUUGUACAACUCAAUGCUUAUGUUGAACAAACUGGGGUAGAGAAUAUCAAAAAACAACUUCACGAAUCUUGGAAAGAAUCACUGUCAAAAUAUAUUAUUGAGAGUCACACAUUCAAGGAUUGUUUUGAACGUUUUACUGAGGAUUUGUUUUCUGGAACUCUUGGUAUGAUUUUUUUAAAUCAAUCAAACUUCACACAGGAACAUAUUGACCGCGGUAAAUCAAUUUAUGAAGAGUUGCAAAUUCAAACUGUGGAGAUAAUUUCGAGAAAUGAUUGGAUAACACCACCGUGGAAAAAACAAUUGAUUGAAAAAGUUCUUCAAACUACGGCGUAUUUUGGUAUACCAGAAAAUCAUGAAAAUAUAACUGUGAUGGAUCAAAUGUACAAACGAGUUUUGGAAAGCUCAAACUUCGAAGGCUCUUCCUAUCUGGAAUUAUUGCGAGAUGUAAUGCGAAUGAAUUCAGAAGAAACAUUUUUACAUUUCUCAAAACGUACACCGAUAACUUAUACUGGAAAUAUUAUUGGAGUAAAUGGAAAUCACAAUCCAACAUCUUCUGCAAUCAGUAUGUUUUAUUGUAUUAAUAUCUCCAAAAACUAUAAAUAUUUCAGCAAUAAGUCAGUACUGGCUGAAAUACCCUUACCUAGACGCAAAUCUUCCGAAUUGGUCAAUAAUUGCAUCCUAUGCUUUUGUGGUUGCUCAUGAAAUAUCUCAUAUGUUUGGGAAAGGUAGUGUACUUGUAGAUUCACAUUUCGCCUUUAAUCUUCAACCGGAAUUCUUCCAAAGUUAUCAGAUUCGAGAGGAUUGUUUGGUCUCACAAUACAGUAAUUUCACGUUUCCUGGAACAAAUGAAACUGUGAGUGUUUUACUCGCAGUAUUCUGAAACAAAUACAUUUUCAGCUCAAUGGUACCGCUACAAUUACAGAAAACUUCCCCGAUAUCCUUGGAUCGAAAAUUGCCUAUGAACUUCUUACAAAAUAUCUGAAAUUUGAUCCAAAUCCUUUAUCACUUCCCGGAUUCGAAGAAUACACCAUUCUACAACAAUAUUACAUACGAAAUGCAAAUACUUGGUGUCGAAACCAUAUGACAAAACCGUAUAUCGAUGCUUCUCGAACUGACAAACACAGCCCAACAAUUUUCCGAGUUCAUGGAAUGAUGAAGAAUUCACCACAUUUUUCGGAAGCGUUUGAGUGCUAUUCACAAAGUCCAAUGAAUCCAGAACACAAAUGUGAAACCUUCUGA
Messenger RNA from Caenorhabditis angaria, 1814 nucleotides. Lineage: Eukaryota; Metazoa; Nematoda; Chromadorea; Rhabditida; Rhabditidae. The record is from the annotation of a GenBank genome assembly.